AAAAAAAAAAAAAAAAAAAAAAAAAUUAUCUGGGGGACUGUUGUGUGGCUUGUCCUCUUUUUUUUCUAAAAAAAAUUUGAGUCCCCAUGCUAUGAAUUUUAAAUUGUUUUCGAUUUCCCUGCUCCCCCCUUUUUUUUUCCUUGCCUCCAAAAAAGAUGUCAAAUGAUCCAUGGGAUGAUUGGGAAACUGCUGCUGAUGCUGGCUUAAUCGAUUGUAAAAAAGCCAAACCUACUACUGCUAGUGCAAAUCAAUUACUAUGGGAAAAAGCUAACGCUUACGCAACACCAGUGAUUAUUCAAUCCACCACUCACACUGAAUACAAACCAGAGUUAAAAAUUCUCAAAAGACCCCAAGACGCUAAAACCAGAAAUGAUGUGGUUGUUGAGAAACCCAUCAAGGCGCUUGCCGACAGAGAAAAAGAGUACAUGGAAGCCAGACGUAAAAUCUUUGAAAAGUUUGAAAACAAGAAAUAAAAAAAAAUGAUUUGUAAGUUCUCUCACACACACACAUGCUGCU
Messenger RNA from Mucor mucedo, 516 nucleotides. RefSeq lists its product as uncharacterized. NCBI's taxonomy places the organism in Eukaryota, Fungi, Mucoromycota, Mucoromycetes, Mucorales, Mucoraceae. The record is from RefSeq and is a predicted model, not a curated record. The coding region runs from base 156 to 473 and encodes 105 amino acids. The transcript is spliced from 4 exons.